GCAAAAGAAAAAUCAUGAGCAUUUUCUUUCUUAUUGACCAAAGGAAGGGGAAAGUCAGAAGCCUCGUGGGGGUCGAGUCGUUUCUUGCACAUCCUGCGGUUUGCUGUUUCGGGAAGCCCUAUGCCCUCCGUUCUGUAGCAUUCAAAGUUCGCGAAUACACGGUUGAGUUUGUGCUCGCAUGUCGCGCUCGAAGGUGCUCUUGCUCACCAAGCCCUUUGAUGUCUACCGCUCCAGGCUACAGGCGAACUCUCUCCCCUCCAUUUCGCCUUCCCCUGUUCAUCAGGUUUUAAGCAACCUAGAGAAUAGGAAGCAAGUUCACAAUAAGACGAUAAAACUAUGUGAGGGCGUCUUGAAACAUAAAUCACUUGAGUGGGAGACUAUCAUGCGUAAUGAACUAUCUGGACCCAUUCAUCAUUUUGAUCUUGUUGUGACAGUUGGUGGGGAUGGCACGCUUUUGCGGGCUAGUCAUUAUAUGGAUGACUCAAUACCUGUUUUAGGCGUUAAUUCAGACCCUACACAACCUGAGGAGGUUGAGGAGAAGAAUGAUGAGUUUGAUGCUACGAGAAGCACUGGCUAUUUGUGUGCAGCAACAGCUGAGAGCUUUGAACAGGUUUUAACAGAUAUUCUUGAUAAUACACGGAAACCAUCCGAGUUAUCACGAAUCGCAGUCACUGUCAACAACCGGCCGCUGCCAACACAUGCACUGAAUGAUAUACUUAUAGCACAUCCUUGUCCAGCAGCAGUGUCUAGGUUCUCAUUCAGAAUAAGAGAUUCUGAAACAUACUCCACCCCCGUAAACAGCCGGUCGAGUGGGCUUCGAGUCUGCACUGCUGCUGGUUCAACAGCUGCCAUGCUAUCAGCAGGGGGUUUCCCGAUGCCAAUUUCAAGUAAAGACCUCCAGUAUAUGGUAAGGGAGCCCAUAUUACCUGGUGCAUCAGCUCAUCUGAUGCAUGGAUCGGUCAAAUCCAGUAAUUCCAUGCAUAUCUUCUGGAGCUGCAAAGGUUACAUCUAUAUUGAUGGUUGUCAUGCGUUUCACCCAGUUGUACAGGGGGAUGCCAUUGAAGUAUCUGCCAAGGCCCCAAUUUUGAAAGUGUUUUUGCCUUCACAUCUAUUGUGUACAUAAAUCUGUGAAUCCUUUUUGUUUAUUUUAAAUUAUAAGUGCAGUUUUGC
Nymphaea colorata (pocket water lily) is the source of this 1170-nucleotide messenger RNA. RefSeq names its product probable NADH kinase. Bases 179 to 1123 code for a protein of 314 amino acids. Gene Ontology annotation, molecular function: NAD+ kinase activity. Lineage: Eukaryota; Viridiplantae; Streptophyta; Magnoliopsida; Nymphaeales; Nymphaeaceae. The transcript is spliced from 5 exons. The record is from RefSeq and is a predicted model, not a curated record. Gene Ontology annotation, biological process: NAD+ metabolic process; NADP+ biosynthetic process.